GGAAGUUGCAUGUAAAGAAGGAUGGUUCUCCAUCCACCAUAAACAAAUAUGGUGUUUGCUUUUAGGGGCUUCCUAUUUCAAGCGAAGAAAUUUGUGUUCCCCUUUCUUUUGCUAAAGGAAGACGAUCUGGUGCCGAUAUCUUUGCUGAGGAGAAAGGAAAAGAAAAGUUUUUGCAGAAUCCUAUGUAUGCGAAGAAUUCAACAGACUGAACUUGUAACUUAUGAUCCAGAAUUUGAACGGAUUUUAAAAAGAGUAACAAGGAAAAGAAGAGUUGAGUUCGACGUCUUGGGAGACCAAGGAGAAGCUGUUAGAACUAUCAGAGAUUAUUUCGAACCAGUUGUCCCUACAACCCAGAUGGGCAUUGCUGAAACCCCAAUUAAUGCCAGUAAUUUCGAGCUAAAACUUGGUUUAAUUCAGAUGGCACAGGACCUCUGUUAUACUGGGCGUGUUAUGCCCUAGUUUAUUAUGUGUGUAUUUUGUACUUUUAUUAUAUU
Molecule: messenger RNA, 494 nt
Organism: Benincasa hispida (wax gourd)
Lineage: Eukaryota; Viridiplantae; Streptophyta; Magnoliopsida; Cucurbitales; Cucurbitaceae
Source: RefSeq, a predicted model, not a curated record